UGCCUAAUUUUCUUUCCUUUUAUGGAGAACAAUGGCUAACUUCAAAGAACUGAGAGGAGAGCAAUUAUUCAAACUUAAGUGACAGGUUUCAAACUUUUAUUUAUAUAUAUAUAUAUUUUGUUGUUGUUGUUUGUUUUGUUUUUUUCCAGUAUAUUUUAUUGAUUUUUUACAGAGAGGAAGGGAGAGGGAUAGAGAGUUAGAAACAUCGAUGAGAGAGAAACAUUGAUCAGCUGCCUCCCACACACCCCCUGCUGGGGAUGUGCCUGCAACCAAGGUACAUGCCCUUGCCUGGAAUCGAACCUGGGACCCUUGAGUCCACAGGCUGACACUCCAUCCACUGAACCAAACCAGUUAGGGCAGGUUUCAAACUUUGAAAAUUGCCCGUUUUGAACUUAAAUCUAUAAAAGAAUUUUAAGAAAGCUUUUUCCCCCCAGUUGUAUUUGCCUUAUUUUAAAAUUUGUUUUUCUAUUUUAUUAAAAUUUAUUUUAGUACUUUUUUUUUUCUUACUGCAGUGAAGACCAUCAGAUACAAACUAGAAGAUGCUUGGUCUCUAAGAUUUGACAGUAGACAAGAGUUAAGACAGUUGUUUUUGUCUACCUUUGGCAUCAUGUUUUCCUACCAGUUAUAACCUUCUGUAUUUGGUUGCUGGAAUGUUGCUGUCAUCACAUUCUGUGUUGGGUAUGACAUCGUGAACUGGAACCAGUGGCAGUCCAGGACGCCCAGGCGUGGAGCUACGCUAUCUGAGAAGUCUGCCGUGUGUUGAAGCCACAUUCAACAUGGACCCGAAGGCUUUGGGAAAACUGGUGGAAUCCAUCAGUAAAACCGUCAAGAGCUUCAAGAAAAGUGAAGUUGAGAGCCUCAUAAUACUUUUUCACAGCUUGGUGGAAAAACCUGAUGUGAGGCUUGAUAACGCUAGACUAGAUCGGAGCACAUUUCGAAUGAUCCUGCACGGCUUGUUUGGAAUGACUGAUGAUAAGCUAAUGAAUAGGGUAUUUUUUGCAUUUGACAAAGACAGUGAUAACUGCAUAAAUGUAAAUGAGUGGGUUAAAGGAUUAUCAGUCUUUCUUCGAGGGACUUUUGAAGAAAAGCUGAAGUUCUGUUUUGAAGUGUAUUAUUUGAAUGGUGAUGAUGGUUACAUUUCUCGAGAGGAAAUAUUUGACAUGUUGAGGAACAGUCUACACCAGCAGUUAUCUGAUGAAGAGACUGAUGAAGGAAUAAAAGAAUUGGUAGAGAUAACGCUGAAGAAAAUGGAUUAUGACAACGAUGGCAAGAUCUCUUUUGCCGACUUUGAAAAAGCAGUGAAAGAAGAGAGACUUUUGAUGGAGGUGUUUGGACAAUGUUUACCAGAAGCAAAGAUUUGUCUUGAUUUUGAAGCCCUGGCAUUCAAACACAUCCUGGAUUCUGUCUAGUUUUUUAAUGUGAAUCACUCAAUACUUGCAUUAAAAUAAAAAACAGAUCCUGGUUGCCUAUCUUUAUUUCCUUCAGUUAAUUCACACAGAGUUACUGCAAUGUGAAAGGUAACAUUAUAAGAACAGUUUCUGUAAUAGUAAGUUUGGAUCAAAAUAACAUCUAUAAUAGGUAAUAAUAAGCAAAUUUAUUUAAGUUAGUCCACCACCUUGGAUCUUGUAGCAUCAAGUCAGGCAUUCUCAACCCUCUUUUCUCUUGCUUCCUUAACCAUAGAAACCUAAAGCAUUCACUAUUCCAGACUCCUCAGGAAUAGUCAUGGGCCCAGUUCUAGCCAAUAAGAUGUAACUAAAGUCACUGGAUGGCGUUUCUAGGAAAGUUUUUAUUAAGGGAAACAGUUGGCUGGCAAGUAUUUUGUCCACAAUAACCUAAUUUUAAAAGGUGAAACUAAAUUAAACAAGUAGCUUGAAAGAAAUUACAAAGAGGAGUGCAUUCAAAAAAAUAGCAGCAGUAAAAUCUCUUCAAGAAUUAAAACGACAGGCUAAAAAUAAAUACUCUU
This is a messenger RNA of Myotis daubentonii (Daubenton's bat), 1963 nucleotides long. Its product is annotated as calaxin-like. The transcript has 7 exons. The coding region runs from base 777 to 1409 and encodes 210 amino acids. Gene Ontology annotation, molecular function: calcium ion binding. NCBI's taxonomy places the organism in Eukaryota, Metazoa, Chordata, Mammalia, Chiroptera, Vespertilionidae. The record is from RefSeq and is a predicted model, not a curated record.